Lichtheimia ornata is the source of this 1650-nucleotide messenger RNA. Its product is annotated as elongator complex protein 3. The coding region runs from base 1 to 1650 and encodes 549 amino acids. Lineage: Eukaryota; Fungi; Mucoromycota; Mucoromycetes; Mucorales; Lichtheimiaceae. Gene Ontology annotation, molecular function: iron-sulfur cluster binding; acyltransferase activity, transferring groups other than amino-acyl groups. Gene Ontology annotation, biological process: tRNA wobble base 5-methoxycarbonylmethyl-2-thiouridinylation. The record is from RefSeq and is a predicted model, not a curated record. The transcript is spliced from 9 exons. Gene Ontology annotation, cellular component: cytoplasm; elongator holoenzyme complex; nucleus.
AUGAGUAUGAAGAAUAAGAAAGGCCCUACCCAGGCCGAAUUGCUAGUCAAGACGUGUGCCGAGAUCGUCAAUGAACUUGUUUAUGCUGUGGAGAACAAGAAGGAUGUGAAUUUGAAUGGGUUGAAGCAUCGGAUCGCGCGCAAGAACAAGCUCACUUGUUUGCCCAAGUUGGUGGAUAUCAUUUCGGCUAUUCCUGAUCAACACCGUACAGCUUUAUUGCCCAAACUCAAAGCAAAGCCCAUCCGUACUGCCUCUGGUAUUGCUGUUGUGGCUGUCAUGUGCAAGCCUCAUCGUUGCCCUCACAUUGCCAUGACAGGCAAUAUCUGCGUUUAUUGUCCUGGUGGCCCUGAUUCCGAUUUCGAAUACUCGACACAGUCUUAUACUGGUUAUGAGCCAACAUCCAUGCGUGCCAUUCGUGCUAGAUACGAUCCUUACGAGCAAUCCCGUGGUCGUGUGGAGCAAUUGCGUAGCUUGGGUCACUCGGUGGAUAAGGUCGAAUACAUCAUUAUGGGUGGUACCUUCAUGUCCAUGGCUGAAGAUUAUCGCAACUGGUUUAUCGCCAACUUGCACGAUUCCUUGUCCGGUCAUUCAAGCAAUGAUGUCGAUGAAGCUGUCAGAUAUUCCCAACAAAGCCAGACCAAGUGUAUUGGUAUCACCAUUGAGACACGUCCUGAUUACUGCUUGAAGCCCCAUUUGAGUCAAAUGUUGCGAUAUGGUUGUACACGUCUUGAAAUUGGUGUCCAAAGUGUGUAUGAGGAUGUGGCAAGAGACACGAAUCGUGGUCAUACGGUGAAGGCUGUUUGCGAAUCAUUCCAGCUUGCCAAGGAUGCCGGUUUCAAGGUGGUAUCUCACAUGAUGCCUGAUCUUCCCAAUGUUGGCAUGGAACGUGAUAUUGAGCAAUUCAAGGAAUACUUUGAGAACCCUGAUUUCCGUUCGGAUGGUUUGAAGAUCUACCCUACGCUUGUCAUUCGUGGUACUGGUUUAUACGAAUUGUGGCGGACAGGUCGUUAUCAGAACUAUACUCCCAAUGCCUUGGUGGAUCUCGUCGCUCGUAUCCUUGCUUUGGUGCCACCAUGGACUCGUAUUUAUCGUGUGCAGCGUGAUAUCCCUAUGCCUUUGGUGACUUCGGGUGUCGAGCACGGCAACUUGCGUGAACUUGCUCUCAAUCGUAUGAAGGAUUUGGGUACCGAGUGCCGUGAUGUGCGUACGCGUGAAGUGGGUAUUACAGAAAUCCAUCACAAGAUCCAACCAGACCAAGUCGAAUUGAUUCGACGUGAUUAUACAGCCAACGGUGGCUGGGAAACCUUCUUGUCGUAUGAGGAUCCCCAUCAAGAUAUCCUUGUUGGCUUGUUGCGUUUGCGAAAGUGCUCACCACAAACAUUCCGCCCUGAAUUGACAUCCGCUGGUCAAACUUCAAUGGUUCGAGAGUUGCACGUUUAUGGAAGUGUUGUACCUAUGCACGACCGUGAUCCUACCAAAUUCCAGCAUCAAGGUUUUGGUACACUAUUGAUGGAGGAAGCUGAGCGUAUCGCAAGAGAGGAGCAUGGCAGUGUCAAAUUGAGCGUCAUCUCUGGUGUGGGUGUCCGCCAUUAUUACGCCAAGCUUGGUUAUUAUCUGGAUGGCCCAUACAUGUCAAAGAUGCUUGUUUAA